This is a messenger RNA of Anastrepha ludens (Mexican fruit fly), 429 nucleotides long. RefSeq lists its product as uncharacterized. The record is from RefSeq and is a predicted model, not a curated record. The transcript has a single exon. NCBI's taxonomy places the organism in Eukaryota, Metazoa, Arthropoda, Insecta, Diptera, Tephritidae. The coding region runs from base 1 to 429 and encodes 142 amino acids.
AUGAGAAAAUGUAAGUUGUCUACGAUGUCGGAUGAGGAGAUAGAAGCAUAUAUGAUGUCAGUUGAUGAGCAACUCAACGAUGAUGGCUUCGAUAGUGACGACGCUAUUUCUGACCCUGACUUUCAACCUGAUGAUUUCAUUGAGGAGAGUACCGAUAGGGCAAUAUUGGAGUGCUUAGAUGAAAUGGAGGAAGCUAACACAAGCUCUGCAUCUUUGCCAGCAUUCAUUAAUAAUUUAGAAACGCCAUUCCAACUCUUCAAAUACUUUUUUUCUUCAGAAAUUGUCGACCUAAUUGUUAUGGAAACAAAUCGUUCUGCACAUCAGGAAAAUGUCAAUACUUCGUUUUCAGCUACAGAAGCAGAUAUUCACAAAUUUGUAGGAACUUUGUUGUAUAUGUCACUGUACCGAUAUCCAAACAUGGAAAGCUAG